This is a messenger RNA of Sinocyclocheilus grahami, 1776 nucleotides long. It is a transcript of the gene slc25a1a, whose product is annotated as solute carrier family 25 member 1a. The record is from RefSeq and is a predicted model, not a curated record. Gene Ontology annotation, cellular component: mitochondrion. Gene Ontology annotation, biological process: mitochondrial citrate transmembrane transport. Lineage: Eukaryota; Metazoa; Chordata; Actinopteri; Cypriniformes; Cyprinidae. Gene Ontology annotation, molecular function: citrate secondary active transmembrane transporter activity. The transcript is spliced from 9 exons. Bases 120 to 1199 code for a protein of 359 amino acids.
GCCCCGCCUCCGCAGUGGUCUUCCUGUGAUUGUGUUGUCUGCAUCCUAUUGGGCAGACGCAUCUUGCCCGUCGUCACACAUUACACAUUUUCACUUUACGCGUAAAAUAUUAUUAAAACAUGUCGUCUUUGUAUAAGCCGUUUUCUGUUUCGGAAGGGCCGUGCAAAGAUGCGAUACUGAGACGAGGAUGCACGCCGCUACAGCAUCCUGCAGCGCUGACACGGAUUCCCUCAGCCGGCGGUGGCUCGACGCGCACUUUUACCCCAAUUCCUAACAUUUAUCCAGGCCAGAGGAAUCUAGCGGCCGCAGCAAUCGGAGGGAGAACAAUCACCCAUCCGUGGAAGGCUAUUCUUGCUGGUGGCAUUGCAGGAGGCAUUGAGAUCUGCAUCACAUUUCCAACAGAGUAUGUGAAGACCCAGCUACAAUUAGAUGAAAGAGCAAAUCCUCCACGGUACCGAGGCAUAGGUGACUGUGUUAAGCUGACAGUGCAGGAUCAUGGGUUGAGAGGUCUAUACAGAGGACUUAGUUCACUGCUUUAUGGAUCCAUCCCGAAAUCUGCAGUACGGUUUGGGACAUUUGAGGUUCUUAGUAACCCGAUGAGGGAUGCCACGGGGCGGCUUGACAAUAAAGGCAGUUUGCUGUGUGGGCUUGGAGCGGGAAUUGCAGAGGCAGUGUUGGUGGUCUGUCCAAUGGAGACAGUCAAGGUGAAAUUCAUUCAUGACCAGUGCUCUCUGAGGCCACGCUAUCGAGGGUUCUUCCAUGGUGUACGGGAAAUAAUUAGAGAUCAAGGUGUCCGAGGGACGUAUCAAGGACUGACUGCUACACUUCUGAAGCAGGGCAGCAACCAGGCUAUACGCUUUUAUGUUAUGAACUUGUUGCGCAACUGGUACAAAGGCGAUGACCCCAGGCGUGACAUGCAUCCGCUAGUUACAGCGUUGUUUGGAGCAACAGCCGGGGCAGCCAGUGUUUUUGGGAACACGCCACUUGAUGUGGUGAAGACUCGAAUGCAGGGUUUGGAGGCUCAUCGCUACAAGAGCACGUUAGAUUGUGCAUUCCAGAUUUUGAAGAAUGAAGGCCCUCAAGCGUUCUACAAAGGCACGGUCCCACGACUGGGCAGAGUGUGUCUAGACGUGGCCAUUGUUUUUGUUCUCUACGAGGAGGUUGUAAAGCUACUGAACAAUGUCUGGAGAACAGACUGAAGAUGGACCAGGUUGCAGAACUGAUCGAGACAGACUGAACUAUCCACACACAGUUGGCCAUGUCAGUCAAGUCUAAAGAUCCAGACUUGAACCGUGACCUCUGGCCUAGAGGAUUUAAACCAUCCAUCUGUGUCUGUAUAGUUGAAGCCAGGAGCUUGAGCCACGAGAAAGAACCUGUAGCUUACGGUAUAUUUAUUGACGCACAAAAAUAUUGAUACAUGAGCAAGUGUUUCAUCAGUUUGCACUUCUGUAAAAUCGUGCAAGUGUCUUCUCUCCACUAUUCUUUUAUAGAGGUUGUCGUGAGACAGUCUACUUAUGUGGCAUGAAAUGUAAAAGCACAACCAAGUACGCAGAAAUAUCAAUGUAAUGCACAUGUUCUUUUGUCCUAGUUUACAUAUACAGCUCUGAAAAUGUGCUUUUCUAAGAAGUCAAAUGUAUCGUGAUGUUGCCGCAAGUUUUAAAACUGGUCGAGGCUCAGACAUUCGUGAUACUCGAUAUAAAACUAGCAUGUUGAGUGCAAUCAUGAAGACCAGGGCAUUCAAGCUUGAUGUUUUUUAUACAAUGUAAAUGGCAGCUU